This is a messenger RNA of Cryphonectria parasitica EP155, 1032 nucleotides long. Its product is annotated as ClpP/crotonase. Gene Ontology annotation, biological process: fatty acid beta-oxidation. The record is from RefSeq and is a predicted model, not a curated record. Gene Ontology annotation, molecular function: enoyl-CoA hydratase activity. Bases 1 to 1032 code for a protein of 343 amino acids. Gene Ontology annotation, cellular component: mitochondrion. The transcript is spliced from 2 exons. NCBI's taxonomy places the organism in Eukaryota, Fungi, Ascomycota, Sordariomycetes, Diaporthales, Cryphonectriaceae.
AUGCCCUCCCGCACCCUCCUCCUUCGCUUCCCAAGGCAAUCCCCCCAAGUCCUACUUCCCACUGCCCGCCGGCGCUGCUACUCGGCAAAACCAGCCGCCGCAUCAUCAGACCAAGAACCACUGAUCCGCGUCACCGACCUUCCUGCCCCCAACACAGGCCACAUCCGUAUCCUCGAGCUCAACCGCCCCUCUGCACGGAACGCCAUCUCGCGUGCCCUCCUGCAGGGCCUGCGCAGGGAGAUCGACGACGUGCAUGCCCAGUACGACGCGGAAACGGGGGACGAGAUUCCAGUGCAGAGCUGGAACCAGCGGUUUGGCGGGGCCGCUGGGGAGAGCUCAAAAGGGCCUACGCGGGCGGUGAUUAUUGCGAGUGCGGUGGAGAGCUGUUUUUGUGCCGGGGCGGAUUUGAAGGAGAGGAGAGGGUUCACGCAGGAAGAAACCGACGCUUUCCUCAUCACCCUUCGUGCAACCUUCGCCACCCUCGCCGCCCUUCCCGUCCCCACCAUCUCCGCCAUCAGCUCCCUCGCCCUGGGCGGCGGCCUCGAGCUCGCACUGGCCACCCACUUCCGCGUCCUCUCCUCCAACGCCGUCAUUGGCUUGCCCGAGACCCGCCUGGGCAUCCUCCCCGGCGCCGGCGGCACCCACCGCCUCCCCGCCCUGAUCGGCAUUGGCCGCGCUCGCGACCUUAUCCUCACGGGGCGCCGCGUGUCAGCGCCCGAAGCAUACUUCCUCGGCAUCGCGGACAGGCUGGUCGAGGUCCUGCCGGAGGAGGGAGAAGGUGACAAGACGGAGGCUGUUGCGGCUGGGAUUCUGGCGCGGGCGAGGCGGGAUGUGCUGAGCGAGGGGGUGCGGCUCGCCACAGAGAUCUGUGAGGGCGGCCCUGUUGCUGUGCGGGCAGCUCUGCAGGCUGUGCAGAGACCACAUGAGAGUGUAGAGAAUGCCAUGUAUGAGAGGGUUGUCAAGACCGAGGACCGUAAUGAGGCGCUGCGGGCGUUUGGGGAGAAGAGAAAACCUGUGUUUACGGGACGGUGA